Molecule: messenger RNA, 5541 nt
Organism: Oncorhynchus keta (chum salmon)
Lineage: Eukaryota; Metazoa; Chordata; Actinopteri; Salmoniformes; Salmonidae
Product: NACHT, LRR and PYD domains-containing protein 12-like
Exons: 10
Coding region: 1789-4764 (991 amino acids)
Molecular function (GO): protein binding
Source: RefSeq, a predicted model, not a curated record
AUAGGCUAUAAUGGCAAGACCGCGAAUUGAGGGUGAUAGAAGCGCUGACAAUGCUACGAGAUUUGGAUGAAAUAGCGUCAGGUGGAGGGGAGGAACUUGAUGCUGAGAUCGACUAUGAUGAUGAAUGGGGGAAUUAUUCAAUAGAUUCCGAUGCUGAUUAACGAUGCCCAGCGUGCAGGUGUCAACAACUCAGAUGGAGGGAGGGGUAGGACGGCACGGUUUGGAUAAAACAGCCAGUGGACAACGCUGCAGGUCGGUUAUGAGCACAGAAUGGCACCCCUUGAAAUCGGGCCCUACACCUUACGCCAAAGGCAGAAUCGACAGAGCAUUCGACAGCUUUCAUUGUUUAUGUAACAUGGAGAUGUUGCAGCACAUCAAGGACUGUACUGCAGCUGAGGCGCACAGAGCGAGAGGAGACAACACGUGGGACAUGUCUGUGGAUGAGCUGGAAGCGUUCAUUGCGCUCCUAUAUGUCCGAGGACAGUACGUAGGAAUGAACACGCCUUUGGAGAGCUUCUGGAACGAAAAACCUGGGGCGAUUUUUUUUUAUUCCCGGAGUCACUAUGCCCACGGAACCGCUUCAGAGAGAUCAUGCGAUACCUGUGUUUUGACGCAAGAGAGACCAGACGCAUGCGCCUGGAAACGGACGUUUGGGACGCGUUUGUACAGAACUGUGUUUUCUCUUACAAGCCAGGAGUGAACAUUUCCGUGGAGGAGCAAUGUUUCCCCGCAAAAGCUAAGUGCACCUUUACGCAGUACAUCCCCUACAAGCAAGACAAGUGGGGCAUGAAGUUUCGGUUGGCAGCUGACGUCGACAGCAAGUACGCGCUGAAUGUCUUUCCAUAUCUGGGGAAAGGUGACUCUCAGCGUCCUGAAAUUGUGGUGAUGAGGCUUGUAGGCCUCACUCACUGUACAUGCUAUUCGACUAACUAAUGCCGCAGAGAAAGGGGUAGGUGAAGUGAAAUUAGCUCGGUUAAUUGGAGAUAAUAUAUUGUUAGUAUUGUGCGGUAGCCAGGCUCAGCAAGAGAAUAUUUAGAAAAUGGAAAAGCUUAAUGGGAAGAAGGUUAAAAGCCAUGUCCCUGGUGCUUAUGUUAGGUUGAAGCGAGUCAUCACUGUAGUCCCAAAAUCUAUGUCCGCAGAUGAUAUCAACGAUGUGAAGGGAGGCAGAGUGAUUGGGGACAAAAAGUUGAUCAGUAGGAAAGAAGGCCAAAGAAGGGAAAGCUUAUCAGUGCUGCUGAGGUUUGAGAAAGCCGGGAAAAGUACAGAUCGGAUUCCUUCGUUUCAAUGUUAGAGAAUUUGUCCCAUAUGCACUGCAGUGUUUUAAAUGCCAAAGAAUGCGACAUGUAGCUGCUCAGUGUGAAGGAAAUAAAAGAUGUGUCGAGUGGAGGGGCACAAGAUUACAGUGAAUGUGGAAGCAAUGUGAAAAUGAAGUGCUGUAAUGGUGGGGGGGAACGCAGUGCAGCAUUUGGUGGAUGCCAGGCACAGAGAGGGGCUAGAGGCUCAGCGAUAUGGGAUCAGUAGAAGUUAGCGAUUCAUUUGGUUUUGAAAUUUAUUUUCACGGUAGUACAGAAUUGCGCAGAUCAUUAUUUAUCGUACAUUGCAGCACAGUAGGUGGCGGCAUGCGCGAAAACGAUUGUUUGCGGACCGCUAUGAUAUAAUAGAAGCAGAAGAAGAAGAAGGCCAUAACAGCUAUGGCUGCUUCUGUACUGUUCCGCAUUUGAGCUAUCUGAAAAACAUGAAUUUAUCGAGACGAAUUGGUCAAAUUGAAUAAGACGGAGAAAAGCAAGCAUGAAAAUGUUUUGCCCUGGGAAAGAAAACCGAUUGACUGAACAAAGGAAAGUCUCUGCCUCCCAUGUGGGAAAACUCCGCAAUAAGUUAAAAGCCAUCCUGAAGAAAAAGUACCAAAGUCCACCAGGGGGAGAAACUGAGCAUCCAUUUUAUAUACAUUGUGAUCUCCAGUAUCCACCUGGUGAAAGUAGCAAGGAGAACCAACAUGAGUACAUUCUAUCUGAGCCAGGCUACAGGAGAAGACAUCAAGGAACAUGUUCAUUCCGAAACUCAGAAGUCGAUGAGCCUAUCAGAACAGCUCUGACAAAGGGCGUCUCUGGUAUUGGCAAAACUAGCCAGGUGCGGAUGAUGAUUCUUAACUGGGCAGAGGGAAAAGGAAACCAGGAAGUUCAACUAAUAUUUCCCCUUCCUUUCCGAGAGCUGAAUUUGCUGAAGGAGAGACUGAGUCUGAUUGAACUUCUUUACGAGUUUUUCCCAGAAUUGAAAGAACCUGGAAUUUGCAACUUGGAGAACUGCAGAGUUGGGUUCUUCUUUGACGGGCUGGAUGAAUUCCGUCGUCCUCUCGACUUCAAGAACAGCCUGAUUGUGACCAAUGUCAACGAGGUUUCCUCUGUGCCGACACUGUUGACAAACCUCAUUAACGGUAAUCUCCUUCCCUCCGCCGCUCACAUAUGGAUUACAUCCAGACCUGCGGCAGUCAGUCGCAUCCCUCUUCAGUACAUUGACAGAGUGUCAGAAAUCGAAGGCUUCACCGACUCCCAGAAAGAGGAGUUCUUCAGGAGAGCAAUCAAUGACGAGAACCAGGCCAAAGCAGUUAUCACCUACUUGAAGAACUCAAAGGGCCUCUACAACUUGUGCCAGAUACCUUUUAUCUGUUCAAUCUCAGCGUCAAUCCUCGAGAAACAGACAUAUGUACCCGACAAAACAUGCGAACCUGUCGCACUAACUCCAUUAUUUAACGACCUACUCAUCCUGUUACAAAUGGCGAACCACAAUGUAAAGAUAGUUAACGAAUUGGGGGAACUAGCCUUGAAGCAGUUGGUGAAAGGCAACACGGUUUUCUACGAGGAAGACCUACGAGAGUGCAACAUUGAUGCCCGAGUGGCAGCUGUGUACGCAAAAGGGAACAUACCCAUCUUCAGGGAGGAUAUUGGGCUGCACCAACAGAAGAUCUACUACUUUGGGCAUACCACCAUUCAGGAGUUCUUUGGCGCAUUGCGGUUUCUUCAAUCUGUUGACGUCCAGGACGAAAACCGGGCUGUCAACCAGAAAACCCAGUUCGAAAGAACUCUCUGGUUUUUUAGAGAUGCCACCCAACUCAAGAGCGCGGUGGACAUGACUUUGCGGAGCAAGACCGGACACAUGGACCUCUUCCUUCGCUUCCUCCUCGGCAUUGCUCAGAACUUUAACCAGAUGUUCUCUGAGGCUGGCUUCACCUCGUCUACUACCCUUCCGGAAAUGUUAGUGUACAUCAAGGAGAAGGUCUUGGAGAAUCCCGCUUCGCCGAGGACCCUCAACCUGCUGAACUGCCUGAGGGAACUGAAAGACUAUUCUCUAGACAACGAUAGUGUGCACUUUCUCAAGACGGGAAUCCCCCCAGAUGCCAAAUAUCCACCUUCACAUUGGUCCGACCUGGCCUCUCUGUUAGUGGCAUCGGAGUCUGGGCCGAUAGACAUGCUUGGGUUGGAAGUAGAGAACAGAGGAGACAAGGAACUUCUGAGGAUGCUGCCAGUGAUCAAAGCUUCCCAGACAGCCACACUGUCGUAUCACAACCUGACUGAGAAAUCCUGUGAAUGUCUGGGCUCGGCGCUCACCUCAAAGGUGUCCAAUCUGAAAACUCUGGACCUGAGUUUCAACACGCUGAAGGACUGCGGAGUGCAGCUGUUGGCGGCCGGCUUGGCCAAGCCACACUGCCGACUGGAAAGACUGAAACUGUCCGGCUGCAGGGUGAAACAGAAUGGCUUUGCAGCUCUGGCCAAAGCUCUCAAAUCCAACCCGUCGCAUCUGCGAGAGCUGGAUCUGAGUGGCAACGAACCGGAAGAAUCGGGGGUGUUUCAUCUCGUUGACGGACUAAAGGUUGUUAAGUGCGAACUGCAGAUCCUGAAGCUCUCAAACUGCAAGCUGGGCCUGGAGCUGUGUCGCGCUCUGGCGGUGUUGCUGAUAGACAACCCCAGACACCUGCGAGAGCUGGACGUCAGCAUGAACGACCUGGGAGACCGGGGGGUGAAGCUGCUCAUGGACACACUGAAGUCAACCCAGAUAUACAAACUGGAGUUGUACUGUUGUCAGCUCACUGAGAAAUGCUGUGAGAACAUGUUUGGAUGUCUGGUGAACAUCCCCAGUCUGAGGGAGCUCAACCUGAGCAACAACAACCUGAAGGACGAGGGGGUCAAGAUGCUCUGCAAAGCCUUCGGACUGCCCGCCUGUCAACUGGAGAAACUCAAUCUGGCGAGCUGUGGCUUCACGUCUGGAGGCUGUCGAUGUCUGGUUGGAGGGUUCAGUUUCAGCCCCACCUUCCUCAAACAGCUGGAUAUCAGCAGGAACCACCUGGGCCACUCAGAUGUCGCAUUUUUCCUGUUCCUCAAAACUAUACGCUUUUCACUGGAGACCCUACGACUGAGUGACUGUAAGAUGACAGAGCUAUGCUGUCCAGAGCUGGUCGAAGCUCUCCGCUCCAGUCUCACCAACCUGAAAGAGCUGGAUCUAUCUGGAAAUGAACUGGGAGACAUCGGUGUGAAAACACUCUGCAUGGGACUGACCUCAACAACCUGUAAACUGGAGAGACUGUUUCUGAGAUGCUGUGGAAUCACAGUAAAGGGCUGCUCCUCCCUCGCCGUAGCCCUGAAGUCCAGCCGCUCCAGCAUCACAGAACUAGGCCUGACGGGAAAUGACACGGGAGAAGAAGGACUGAGAAUUCUCUCUGACAUCAGGGACAACCAACGCUACAAACUACAGACUCUAGAAAUAAACGAUUGAGUGGCCUUGCUCGCUGGAUGGAGGUGGUUCUUGGCUCGACCUCUUCCCAAAUCUGGAGUGAAGUUACUGAACGAGGAACACUCUGGAGUGAAGAUACGAAACGAUUGGCUGACAAGUCUCGACACACUAGCUCAACAGUAAGCACUUGACGUGCUUUGGAUCAACGUGACUGGUUCACUGACUGUUGACCAUUUUUAAAGUGCCUUUCAGUAUCCUGGCUGCUCACACUUGAACAGAAGACCACAGAGUAUUUACCUAGAACCAGAUAGUCAGGCUGAAAUGACACACACACACACACACACACACACACACACACACACACACACACACACACUGUUACUAACUCCGUUCCUCUGGUCUUGCUACAGUAUCAACUCAUUUAACCUUUGCAGAAGCCUUACAGUAUGUUUUGCACAUCAGUAUGUACACUAGUAUGUAUAGACUUUGUAACAGGCACCUCUGCUCCUCAGACGCACAUGACCGGCCUCUUGACAACGUCUUAGCCAACUACGGUACCGACCAGCUAGCAGUUUGGUGGAGUGAGGUUACGUUAUCGCGUCUCUGAGGGAGAAGGAUGAUGCAACGUUUUCUUUUUAACACUGGUACAGUCCCUUGGGUAGCACAGUCUUUUUGUUUUUACAUUUUUAUUUGAUAGUGCUUUUUCUUAAUUAAGAUAACCAAACGUUUCGGAAAAUGUGUACAGUAGUACAACUCUUGGUUUAUUUAUUAUUGUUGCAUACAAUGUACAUUUUACCCAAAUAUACCUAGCUACUUCUA